Mucor mucedo is the source of this 1134-nucleotide messenger RNA. RefSeq lists its product as uncharacterized. Lineage: Eukaryota; Fungi; Mucoromycota; Mucoromycetes; Mucorales; Mucoraceae. The transcript is spliced from 4 exons. The record is from RefSeq and is a predicted model, not a curated record. Gene Ontology annotation, biological process: protein transport. The coding region runs from base 1 to 1134 and encodes 377 amino acids. Gene Ontology annotation, cellular component: cytoplasm.
AUGCUUUUUCAGAGGAAUACAGAAUAUGUGCGCAAUUUUCAAGUGAGCACAAGCUCUGGUUCCAUCGCCUAUGGUCCAGGUUCCAUCAUCAAUGGCUCCAUCAUGGUUACAUUGGAUGAUAAGCCAUUAUCUGCUCAUUCAAUUCGUGUUGUAUUCAAAUGUGAAGAACAAGAUAGUGCUCGUAAUACUACCACCAUCUUUUCUGUCGAGACCUUUGUUUGGGGUGCUGAACCGCAAGAAUUGUCUCAGGGUAGUCACAUGUACUUGUUUGCUAUUCGUUUGCCUCAAGUUAAUUACCCCCCUUCAAUGCAUGACUCACCUUUUGGUCACCGCAUUCAUUAUACUUUACAAGGCAUACUCGAUACCAGUACAAGCACACCACAUAUCACUCCUAUCGUACCCAUUAUCUAUUUACCUCUUGUCACUUGCAACCCUACCGCCUUGACUCAAACUUCUAAAAAGACUCAAGUCUUUGAAAAGGAAGAUAAAAAAAUUGAGGUUACAGCUGAAUUAAUUAAACCUGCUUAUUGUCCCGGUAAACUAAAUUUUGUAGCCACAACACUUCCCCCAUCCGAUUCUGUCAGUACACCUUAUGUACACAAGGAACAUACCUUGUUGACGGAAUCCUUCUUUGUGACGAUUCCUAAGCAAGCGCAUAACCAUCAAGAUAUAUUUCAGUUUACGAUCCCUAACAACGUAGUCCCUACUUUUACCAAUAAGCUUGGUAAAUACAUUGAUAUUGCCUAUGAAGUGAUUAUCAUGAUGGGAGGAGGUACUUCUCAAGGAUGGUUUGGUGGAUAUGUAUCUAAUUCUAUCUCACUUCCGAUCACGGUGGCUACUGUACCACCUGCUUAUCCUAUCUCACUGCAAGUGCAUGAGAAUGUGGAUGCUGAAUUACCUUGCUUUAUACCAAAUAUUGAAUCACCUUUACCUAGUCCAGUUCACUAUCCAGCCGAUCGAGCUUACUCUGUAUCUCCUUCUGGUUCUUUCCAAAUAAGGGAUGACUUGGAUGAUGAUGAUUUCUCUUUGAACCGUCAAGAUGCCACUGGUCAUUUAAUGGUACCAGAUCCUGUCCGUCGAGUCUCCACUGCUUCUGACAUUACACUUGCUGCCAACUCUCUUAUCCAGGCUUAA